AUGGACCGAUUCGAGGACCCUUAUGACGGUCGCCGAACACCUCCCAUACAAUCACGAUUGCAACAACCUCAAAACUACGCGCCAGCAGGGUCAUCACCACCACGUAACACGAAUCCAGCUGCUCAUCCAGAGAGUUCUUUCAAUCGAUUACGAGCCGAAAGGAGAUAUAGCAGUGGCCGCGGACCAGCAAGUCCCGUCGAAGAAUACGCUGGGAUAGAAUCUCCUCCUCCUCCACCACCACAUCGCGGGCAGAACGCUAGACAUUGGGCGCAAGAGUCGGGGUAUAAUACAAAUUCGCAGUAUUCAGACACAACAUCUGGAGUAGAUAAUUUCGGUCCGCAGGCUGCUGGUGGUAUGACUGGGAUUGCAUACAGUGUAGCGGAUGCGAAUGCAAGGGAGAGCGGUGUUGAAGCGAUGAGGAACACUCCUGGUUACGAUCCACAGAGGGAGAUGCACAACUACGAUCCGCAAAGAGAGGUGCUUGGCUACGAACCGCAGAGAGGAACACCCGACUACCAAGACUCACCAUACCAAAGGCCUGCGAUCAGACAGGACAUGUCCUCUGCUUCUUUGGCUCCUCUGGGUGCCGCGGCGUUUCCGGCUGGGUUAGCAUCACCACAAUCACGAUCGGUAGUUUCAAGGUCGCCUAGCAGCUUUAAUCAGGAUCCAUUUUCAGAUCAGUCAGCAUAUCGAUAUUCGAGAAAUGUUGAUCCAAAUCUCACCGAGUUCGACCCAAAUAGCAUCGCGGACGAUGGCGAUGAUGGAUUGGAGUACAGGAACGGGAAGAGGACAUCUAUGCUCAACCUAAGUAACAGUCAAUCAGACAGAAAUUUACCAAUAGCUGCUGGGGGUGUGGGAGGAGCUGCUGCCGCAGGAGGAAUAAUGGGUACACUUGGAGGCCUUGUCGGAAAGGGUGGUACAAAGCAAUACGACCCAGUGAGCGGACCUUAUAAUCCUGGGGAAUACAACCUGGGUGAGACUGGUACGGGGCAGGAGAAAAGCGAGUGGCUAGCGAAGCAGAAGACUGGAAGCAAGAAAUUGAAGAUUCUGGUGAUCAUACUAGCAUGUCUUGCACUUCUUGGUGCGAUUGCUGGUGGUAUCGUUGGUGGUAUACUUGGAAGUCAGAAAAAGAGCGCGGAGAAAGCGGCCAACGGUCCAUCUGGUGCUUCAGCGGCGGAGGACAAUAAGAGUAAUGGCGAUUUGAGUAAAGACUCGACGGAGAUCAAGGCAUUACUCAACAACAAGAAUCUACAUAAAGUCUUUCCUGGAAUCGAUUACACGCCAAUGUAUACUCAGUACCCCGAUUGCCUACACUAUCCAGCAUCUCAGAACAACGUGACAAGAGACGUUGCGGUUCUUUCUCAGCUUUCUAACACGAUCCGAUUAUAUGGUACAGAUUGCAAUCAGACCCAGAUGGUUUUGCACGCCAUUGACAGACUUGGCUUGAACGGCACCACGAAAAUAUGGAUGGGAGUAUGGCAGGACAAGAAUGCCACAACAAACGCUCGACAGUUGCAGCAAAUGUAUGAUAUAUUCGACUCCCACGGGUCAGCUUCAUUUGUUGGCGUCAUCGUUGGUAACGAAGUUCUUUUCCGAGAAGAUAUGACCAUCACAGAACUUGGAACGGUUCUUGAGAACGUUAAAAGUAAUCUCACAACUCGAGGAAUUUCCAUCCCAGUAGCAAGCGCAGAUUUGGGCGAUAAAUGGACACAGCCAUUCGCAGAUCAGGUUGAUAUCCUCAUGGCGAACAUCCAUCCGUUUUUCGCUGGUGAAGAGUCUACUGGUGCAGCAGCGUGGACAUGGCAGUUCUGGCAAAAUAAAGAUGUUCCAUUCAAACCGGACCUCUCCAAGAACUAUAUUUCUGAAACAGGCUGGCCUGCGAAAGGAGGUAAAUCAUGCGGUGAAGCCACCACCUGUGCCGUUGGCUCCGUCGCCGGUAUCACAGAAUUGAACAACUUCAUGGACGAUUGGGUAUGUGGCGCCUUGGCAAACGGCACCAAUUACUUCUGGUUCGAGGCCUUCGACGAGCCCUGGAAGAUCAAAUUCAAUGAACCCGGGAAGGAAUGGGAGGACCAGUGGGGAUUGAUGGAUGUGAAUAGGGUUCUGAAAUCUGGGGUCAAGAUCCCGGAUUGUGGUGGCAAGACUGCACCUUGA
Glarea lozoyensis ATCC 20868 is the source of this 2154-nucleotide messenger RNA. RefSeq names its product (Trans)glycosidase. Gene Ontology annotation, biological process: cell wall organization. The record is from RefSeq and is a predicted model, not a curated record. Gene Ontology annotation, molecular function: 1,3-beta-glucanosyltransferase activity; glucan endo-1,3-beta-D-glucosidase activity. The transcript has 2 exons. NCBI's taxonomy places the organism in Eukaryota, Fungi, Ascomycota, Leotiomycetes, Helotiales, Helotiaceae. Gene Ontology annotation, cellular component: cell surface; extracellular region; fungal-type cell wall. The coding region runs from base 1 to 2154 and encodes 717 amino acids.